CGAUAAGUCUUGGCAUGAGGUUAAUAUCCUGAAUUCGAUAUGUUAGUAAGUGCAAAAGGUUUCCUAUAGAGAUGCGACAGGUUCAUAUUAUUCUACCUCAGGAAAGGAAGUUUGGGUCAUUUCUCGUGCCUGUCGGCGAAAAUUGCCGUUCUGGCACAAUAGCGGGGGAGGGGCAGAAUUCGUGGGAUAUUGUAACGCCGGCCCAAGAACAAGCGAAAGCAGGAAUCGACUUACGUUCGGGAAAUGGAAUACGUCUGAGUGGUUAACCGCCCUAGAGCUAGGUACAUGACUGCAAUGUAUAGGCUCUUGUGGGUUGUUUAGGCGGCAUAUGGAACGAGACGGCUUGGCAAUACACUGCCCCGAAUGGCGGAACGAAGUCACUUGCAUGCAUGUGUCGAACGCAGCUUUUCGUGAGCCGAUCAAGACCGGGGAGAACUUUUAUACUUUUCUCUGUACUGACAGUCGUCUACUGCUUGUUGAAACACUACACGCUCGUGUUGAUCUUAGACCAUCCUCAUACUCAAUUGCAUCUCAAAAUGGCCAACUUAUUCUCCCUCGAAGGACAAACAGCGCUCGUGACUGGCGGCACCCGUGGUAUUGGUGCCGCUUGCGCGAUUGCCCUGGCCGAAGCCGGUGCAGAUAUUCUGUUGGUUCAAAGGAACACAAAUGUGACGGAUACGCAAAGACAGAUCGAGGCCUUGGGCCGCAAAGUCUCGGUCUAUACAGCAGACCUGAGCUCACCCGAAGAAGUGAAAAACGUGGUGCCCAAAGUACUGGCCGAUGGCCACCAAAUCCGAAUUCUCAUCAACUGCGCCGGUAUUCAGAUCAGACAUGCCUGCGAAGUGUUUCCCGAUGAGGACUUCAACAAAGUCCUGCAAGUUAACCUCAACUCUGUCUUCACCCUCUGCCGCGACGUUGGUGCACACCUGCUGCAGCUCGAGCCUUCACCGGUGACCGGUCGACGUGGCAGCAUAAUCAACUUCGCCUCUCUGCUCACAUUUCAGGGUGGUCUGAACGUGCCCGCUUAUGCAGCAUCCAAGGGCGCUGUAGGCCAACUGGCCAAGAGUAUGGCGAACCAGUGGUCUGACAAGGGCAUCACAGUCAAUUGUAUUGCGCCGGGCUAUAUCGAGACUGAGAUGAACACUGCUCUACUCAACGAUCCGAAGCGACUUGCCAGUAUCAGCGAGCGUAUUCCCGCGGGGCGGUGGGGCAGCCCGGAUGAUUUCAAGGGCAGCGUGGUUUACCUUUCGAGUCGCGCCAGUGGCUAUGUUACAGGUCAUACGUUAAUAGUUGACGGUGGCUGGAUGGGACGGUAAAUUGCCUGGCUUGCAGACACUAAGGGAGGAAGGAAGGAAGGACAAAAGGCAGAAAGAAAGAAAGAAAGAAUACCCCCAAGAGAUUUGUAAGAGACUAUCAGAUCGCAGAUAAUGGUCAUAUAGACAGGGGAGGGCGCUCUCAGGUGUAUUGAGAUUAUUGAACAUUUGUUUCAACUACUA
Messenger RNA from Truncatella angustata, 1496 nucleotides. RefSeq lists its product as uncharacterized. Bases 390 to 1316 code for a protein of 308 amino acids. NCBI's taxonomy places the organism in Eukaryota, Fungi, Ascomycota, Sordariomycetes, Amphisphaeriales, Sporocadaceae. The record is from RefSeq and is a predicted model, not a curated record. Gene Ontology annotation, molecular function: oxidoreductase activity, acting on the CH-OH group of donors, NAD or NADP as acceptor. The transcript is spliced from 3 exons.